UCGAAAUUUCGACGGAAGAAACUGAGCUCUGAAUCUGAUUGACAGCGCCCCUUCUUCUCUUUUCUCUCUAUUUCCCGCUCGUUGUGGUUCAUGGAUUCGAACGCAGCGGCCGCCGUAGCGACGGUCGCCGGAGAAGAAGAGGACUGGGAGCUCUGCAACGACGACGGAUUCGUCUACAAGCGGAAGAGGCGCCGGCUCGACCCGGCGGAAGCCGUCGCAGCUCGCUCGUCGGUGGCCCAAGCGGCGGACAUUGAGGCGGAGGAGAAUCGGCGGCGAGAGCGCAGGAGGAAGACGUUGUUGAAGGUUAGGGCGAAGUAUCAGAGAGAGAUUGAGCAGUGGGAGGUUUUGUCGAGAAACUUGCGGGCGAUGGAGGAGCGGAAUCGGAGGCUGCAGGAACAGUACCGGCGGGAAGGGGAAGAAGGAACGGUGCCGCUUGCGGAGGCUUCCUCGUUGUCCGUUGUUCAGCAGAGGGAGCUAUCACGCGCGUCAAUGGUGGAAGAUCUUCUCUCUCAGGUGGAAGCUCAGGAAUCAAUCAUUCAUCAUGUUUCAAAGCUUUGUGAUAUAGCCGAAGCUCUGUGCCAGACACAAGAGGACAGAUUGAAACAGUGUCUAAUCGACCUUCCCAUUUGGGCAUCACCCCGCGAGCUCAUGGCCUCACUGUGUGACGAGUAACGGUGCGAGAAGGCGAUGAAGAGGAACAGCAGCUUGGGAGCAUCCAUUUGUAAGAUCUUACUAUGUAAAACUAGUCUGAAUACUAUCAAAUCACCAAAUUGUAGCCUUCUUGUGGAGACCACAGUUUGUGCCUCUCCCUCAUCAGACAUCAUGCUCUUCUUUGUAGAUUGUUGUAAGAAUUUAAAUGUUGAUAUUGUUAGAAAUGUUCAUUUUAUGGAAGUGUGAAAAUAUAGACAUGUUGAUGAA
Messenger RNA from Momordica charantia (bitter melon), 918 nucleotides. RefSeq names its product cryptic loci regulator. Lineage: Eukaryota; Viridiplantae; Streptophyta; Magnoliopsida; Cucurbitales; Cucurbitaceae. The record is from RefSeq and is a predicted model, not a curated record.